GUUUGUAUGCACUUUCUCAGAGGGGACGUCGAGAAAUACGUCGCUUGUCGGAAUCCAGCGACAGUCCAAUGACUGCUCUCAGGUUUCUGUAUGCGUGCAUUCGAUUGUGUGAAUGGCAUCGAAGCAUCUAUUGUAUGCACCGAGUCAUCUAUUGAAAAAGAAAAAGAAUUCGUGCACUCUGAAGACAAAAGUACAACUUAGUUCAGUUAAAAAGAACAGACCCAUCCAUUGAAAAUAUCCACCUUUAUGGCUAUGCGUGUAUAUAUAAAACGUGCAGUGUACAUAUAAAAUAUCACUUCUAAUUGGGAAAUUACGUUUCAAAACAAAUACACGAUGACGUUACACAUAUUAAAUAGGCUGUUGGCCACUACUAAUCACUAUAGGAAACCUCCCGGUAGAGGACUUUUCUAUUGGCUAACAAUAAUAUUCAAUAAUGUUGACAGAAAAAGAGUUAAGUUAGUUGGUCCAGACCGUGCCUGUGCUGAAUGGCUUUUAAGGAAUGGUGCCAGUGUCCGAUGGAAAGGUUUCACAGAAUAUCUAAGUGAUUAUAAUAAUUUGCCUACAGAAGAUACUCGAUGCUAUAUACAAGGUGUAGAUGCUACAGAUUCUGGAAUUACUGAUGUAGGAUUUCCACAUUUUGAGGGUUGCAAAUAUAUCGAUGAGAUAAAACUUAUACGUUGUGUUUAUAUAAAUAACACUGCUUUACCAUUAUUGUCAAUAGUAAAGAAUACUUUAACUACUCUUGAGAUCAGAGAUUGCAAGAGUGUAACCGAUGAUGGAGUGCGCAGCUUAAAGAAUUUGAAAAAUCUGAAGAUGUUGAAGCUAGCUGGUAUGCCAUAUUUGGAUGAUAAAACCUUGCUCAGGAAAGAACUUGAAGAAGCCUUACCAAAUUGUGUAAUAGAAUUGAAAUAGAUUAUAUAAAGAAUAAAUUAUAUACAUGUAUUCUAAUAGUAUUUAUAUAAAAUAGUCUAAAUAAUCUAAAAUAAAAUGUCUAGAUUUCUUAUUAC
This is a messenger RNA of Harpegnathos saltator (Jerdon's jumping ant), 1007 nucleotides long. RefSeq names its product ATP synthase subunit s, mitochondrial. Bases 334 to 912 code for a protein of 192 amino acids. The transcript has 5 exons. Lineage: Eukaryota; Metazoa; Arthropoda; Insecta; Hymenoptera; Formicidae. The record is from RefSeq and is a predicted model, not a curated record.